This is a messenger RNA of Mesitornis unicolor (brown roatelo), 3724 nucleotides long. It is a transcript of the gene BRWD3, whose product is annotated as bromodomain and WD repeat domain containing 3. The record is from RefSeq and is a predicted model, not a curated record. Gene Ontology annotation, molecular function: protein binding. Gene Ontology annotation, biological process: cytoskeleton organization; regulation of cell shape; regulation of transcription by RNA polymerase II. Gene Ontology annotation, cellular component: nucleus. The annotation marks the transcript as partial. The transcript is spliced from 18 exons. Lineage: Eukaryota; Metazoa; Chordata; Aves; Mesitornithiformes; Mesitornithidae.
UGAUUCAUCAAGUGAAUAUUCCGACUGGACAGCAGAUGCUGGAAUUAAUCUCCAGCCUCCAAAGAGACAAACCAGGCAGGCAGCUCGGAAAAUCUGUAGUAGUUCUGAAGAUGAAAAUAUGAAGGGAACAAAAGGACUGGAGCCAAAACGAAGGAAACUUAAACAGCCUAGAAAAAAGAAACCAAGUGGACUGCUGUCGAUGGAAGGUGAACCCAGUGAAGAGUGGCUUGCCCCACAGUGGAUCUUGGAUACUAUACCGCGCCGCUCACCUUUUGUCCCGCAAAUGGGAGAUGAGAUCAUAUAUUUUAGACAAGGCCAUGAAGCUUAUGUGCGGGCAGUAAGGAAAGCAAAAAUUUACAGUAUUAACAUGCAAAAACAACCAUGGAACAAAAUGGAACUCAGGGAACAAGAAUUUGUGAAGACUGUAGGAAUUAAAUAUGAAGUUGGGCCUCCUACGCUCUGCUGCUUGAAGCUUGCAUUCCUAGAUCCAAUCACAGGCAAAAUGACGGGAGAAUCAUUUUCCAUAAAGUACCAUGAUAUGCCAGAUGUUAUUGACUUCCUUGUGCUGCAUCAGUUUUAUAAUGAAGCCAAAGAAAGGAACUGGCAAAUAGGGGACAGAUUUCGCAGUAUAAUAGAUGAUGCUUGGUGGUUUGGAACUGUGGAGAGUCAGCAGCCUUUCCAGGCAGAAUAUCCCGACAGUUCCUUCCAGUGCUACUCUGUUCACUGGGACAAUAAUGAAAGAGAGAGGAUGAGUCCCUGGGACAUGGAGCCAAUUCCAGAAGGAACUGCUUAUCCAGAGGAGGUUGGUGCUGGAGUUCCUGUGACUCCAGAUGAGCUGACAGCUCUUCUCUACAAACCCCAGGAAGGAGAGUGGGGGGCCCAUUCCAGAGAUGAAGAAUGUGAACGAGUAAUCCGGGGGAUAGAGCAACUUCUUUCCCUUGACAUUUCUAAUCCCUUUGCUGUUCCAGUGGACCUUAGUGCCUAUCCCAUGUAUUGCACUGUUGUUGCUUAUCCAACUGACCUCACCACAAUUAGGAGGAGGCUUGAAAACAGGUUUUAUAGGAGAAUCUCUGCACUUAUGUGGGAGGUACGAUACAUUGAACAUAAUGCCAGGACUUUCAACGAGCCAGACAGUCCAAUAGUCAAAGCAGCCAAAAUUGUAACAGAUGUCUUACUUCGCUUCAUUGGGGAUCAGAGUUGUACUGAUAUAUUAGAAAUCUAUAACAAGGUGAAAGCAGAAGACCUAAGCAGUACUGAUGAAGAAGAGGAGGUGGCAGAAGUAGAUGUAGAUUCAGAUGCUCCAGGAACUUCCUCUGGAAAAAGACGAGUAAGACGACGAAUAAAAAGACAGCCCAUGAAAGCAAGUCCUGAUGCUUGGAAAGAGCAAUGCAAGCAGUUGUUAAACCUGAUUUAUGAAAGAGAGGACUCAGAGCCUUUUAGGCAGCCAGUUGAUCUCUUCUCCUAUCCUGAUUAUCGAGAUAUUGUAGACACUCCUAUGGACUUCAGCACUGUGAAAGAAACCUUGGAAGCAGGAAACUACACUAGUCCCUUGGAAUUCUACAAAGAUAUUCGUUUAAUAUUCUGCAACUCGAAAGCUUACACUCCUAAUAAAAAGUCUCGAAUUUACAGCAUGACGCUUCGACUAUCUGCCUUAUUUGAAAAUCAUAUGAAAAGUAUAAUCUCUGAGUACAAGUCAGCAAUGCAAUGUCAGAAGAGGAAAAGACCACGGUACCGAAAACGGCUAAGAAGCAGUAGCAGUUCACCGUCAACUAGCAGAGCAUCUAGCCCAAAAGGGAAACAGAAGCAAAUGAAGAUUCAACCUAAACCCAACCAGAAUACCUCACUGCCUUUGACUAGGACUAGUUCUUCAGUUUCAUCUCAUGUUUCAGAUACAGCAGAAGAACCUCUGGGUUCAGCCACUGGUGAAGAGAUGGAAGGCCAACCAUCUUCCUCAGGCUCGAAUGCACAGAACCGAAGUGGAAAUACCAUUGAUCCAGGGAAAAGUAGACCCGUCAGGAGUAAAUCUACACCAGUUAAACAAGAUCACUCUCCUGACGGACCACUUACAAACGGUGAUGGCAGAGAACCCCGGUCGGGAGUCAAGAGGAAGUUAAUGAGUGCAUCAGAAGAAGAUGAGCAUCUGGAGGAGGCAGAGGAAGAGGAAAAGAAGAAAAGAGAAUUAAAGGAAAAAUCUGGUUCAUCUUCAUCAGAAAGCGGGGAAUCGGGAUCGAGUUCAAGUUCUGAAAGCAGAAGUGGCUCUGAUUCAGACUCUGAAUCAACAUCACGAACAGAUCAGGAUUACAUUGAUGGAGACCAUGACUACAGCAAAGUUGUGCAAUCCAAAAAACCCAAAAGAAAACUCAAAAGAAAACUCACCGGUGGGAAACGGAAUUGGCAGGGCAGAGGGACAGGGAGGAGAGGUAGAUGGGGGAGGUGGGGUAGAUGGAGCAGAGGGGGAAGAGGUGGUAGAGGCGGAAGAGGCUGCGGCAGAGGAAGAGGUGGUGGCAGGGGAGGAAGAAGAGGCCGAGGAGGCAGAGGAGCCUCGCGAGGAGCCACCAGAGCAAAACGUGCCCGAAUUACAGACGAUGAAUUUGAAAACCUGUUUGGAGGACAAUUUGGUGAGAACGUGUUUGGAGGGCGAUUCAGUAGACCCCCCCGGAUCAAAACAAGGAACGAGGGCAGGAGAACUGUCUUGUACAACGAUGAUUCUGAUAAUGACAAUUUUGUGCACACCGAGGAUCCUUUGAACCUUGGUACUUCCAGGUCAGGCAGGGUGCGGAAAAUGACAGAAAAAGCCAGGGUCAGCCAUCUCAUGGGAUGGAAUUAUUGACAGAUGAAAAACUUUGGAACAAUUUUAAAAGAACUUCAAUGGCCUUCUACUGCAGGGAUUUUACCAGAAAAUCUACCAAGCAAGUUGUGCGGGGACUCCACUCAUGUUUCACAGUGGUGCUUUUCCAUUAUGUCCGUUUGCGUUUGUUUUAAAACUUCAGAUCGCCACACUUCAUUAGUCAAAACAAGCCUUAUUCAUUAGGCCUUAAAUUACAGAAAUUCUUCCCCACACAGUACAAGUUCAUCCCAUUAAAGAGGCUUCCAGCUUCCCAAUAAGAACAUGACAUUUUGAGUCACGAUUAUGACUUCUCUCCCUCGUUUUGUUUUUGUAUUAUAGAAAUAGCACCUUCUUACAGAGUUUUUAUGUGGUUUCUGCCAUAAAUCCUUAUACACAGUAAUAAUUAUAACUUUUGCACAAUACACCAAUCCUAAAGGCAGCUAUAAAAUGUUUACAGUUUCUACAUUGUAAGAAGGAUCUGGAUUAUUUUAAUCUUCCCAGGCCGAGCGUUGAUGAAUUGUGCUGAACUGAAGUAUGUCUAUACUACAGUUACGGGGGUCCUGAUGUGCUUUCUAUCGGUUUCCUCAUUCAUGUAAAAAGUGACAAGGGGUUGGUGCCUUGUAAAUAUGUAGCAAACCUUUGAUGUGGUGUGUCCUAUGUGUGCAUUAACUUUAUUAAAAAGAGAAUACUUGAGAAGUAUGAAUAUCUAGACAAAAGGUGCCAAAUGCAAAAGUUACUUGCAUCUAUUUUCUUUUUGUCCUCUCAUAUUUUUAUAGUAUUAAUAGAGACUGUGCAGCUAAGGGGUAACUUCAACGUUUGAAAGGUUCCUCCUCUUCAAAGCAUAACGUGAUUUUUAACAGUAGCUCAGCUACCUCUAUUUACAACUACUGGAAACUU